Molecule: messenger RNA, 1695 nt
Organism: Ixodes scapularis (black-legged tick)
Lineage: Eukaryota; Metazoa; Arthropoda; Arachnida; Ixodida; Ixodidae
Exons: 1
Coding region: 1-1695 (564 amino acids)
Source: RefSeq, a predicted model, not a curated record
AUGAGUUUGGAGGCAUUCCGCUGGUACGACUUGGUACAGGUCUGUACAGAAUUAGGAAUAGAUUUGGGGCAGAGAAAAAGGAAGCCGCACAUCAUAAAACUCCUUCAGGCCGAAGACGUCAGCGUUGAGGAGUUUACAGAGGCUUUGGAGGAAAUUCGCGGCAGGGAACAGGAGGCUCGCGAAAGAGAACAGGAGGUUCGCGAAGAGGAACGCAGAAAGCGGGCCGACGAGAAGGCUCUCAAGACGGCGAGAUGGGAGCUCGAGAAGAGCGAGUACAAGCGCGAAAUGGAGCGGCUCGACUACGAGUUCGAGCAGCUAGAGCUCGCGAAAAAAGCGCGGGAGGUUGAGUGUCUUCGUCGGCAAACACCAGGCGUUGAAGGGGUGACAGGAAAGGCGUGUCAGGGAAAGGAGAAAGUGGGAGCUGGGGACACUGAGAUGACCGGAGACCAGCGUCUUUCUCCCGACACGGCCGUCACCGUUCUUCGCAAGCCCGACCCGAACUCCGAGCGGCGGGACGGUGAGAGUGACGUGGAAGCAGCAACAGAAGUGGUGUGUCAGGAAAAGAGGAAAAUGGAAGCUGGGGUCACCGAGGUGACCGCAAACCAGCAUGUUUCCUCCGACGCGACCGACGCUGUUCCACGGAAGACCGACGCCGUUCCGCACAAGAUCUACCCAACAGCCGAGCUGCGGGAAGCUGAGAGUGAUCGGGAUCACGGAAAGGAAGAGAAGGCUCUUCGGGCGUCCAGCUGCGACUUCCUGGAGGAUGAAGGCGACGCCAAGACAGAGACGACGCCGGGGGAGUCCAGCCAGCUCAUGGAGAGCAGCGCCGAGAUGCCGGGGAGAGCGGCCCAGCAAUCAAGCCAGGAUCCUGACCGCUCUGAUCGGCACGCGUGCGGCUUUGAGGACAAGCCCACGGCGCCAUCGCAGGAGUCCAAGCGGCCCACCAGGAGGGAGGUGGUUGAGAUUUCCUUCGACGAGAUCAACCACACCUGCCUGGUGUGGUUGGGGAACCCGUACUCCAGGUCCUUCACGGAGUCCAGGUGCAGGGAGGACGACGAGUGCGCGUCCGGCAGCGAGUCGUCAUCAGGGUUGGAGGACGGGAGACCCCAAGCCGGCCAUCCCAGGGGACCUGCAACCGGCGGUGGCUGCGCGGGAAAGGGACCCUCCGGAGUCACGAUGGAGCCCGGGCGGGACCAAAUAGACCCGACGCAGGUGCCUCUAAGGACGUCGUCGUGCUCGCGGCAUGGGGGAUCCGCCACCGAGAACUUGGAGGCCGUCAUGAUCCAGCGACCGAGACGCAAGAGGAAGAGGCGGCGCCGAAUCAGCGUUGUACGCUCUAGCAGCAACGCUUCCUGCGAAGAGCGCCAAGGAAAGCGCGACGAGCGCCCCUUCAAGAAGAAAAAGCGGUCCUCGAGGCUGGGAGGGGGAAGACUCCGAGACCCUCGUCCCAACGAGCCAUGGACCCACAGCUCAAGUAUGAGCAAGCAGCCUGGACGAGGCAACAACGAGCCUGGAACGACUCGGCGAGGUUCCAGACGGAGUCACAGCUCAUCGCCUGUGGUUCAGCCUGGCGUCACGUCGGACGCGGAGACUAAGGGAGAUCUCCGAGACUGCAACUUCGAGCCUGCACGCAAGUCCAAGGAGAAGAACUUGAACAGUCCGAGUGAUGCCAAGAACAAACAGGGCGUGGGUUAG